This is a messenger RNA of Myzus persicae (green peach aphid), 1405 nucleotides long. Its product is annotated as protein decapentaplegic-like. Gene Ontology annotation, cellular component: extracellular region. Lineage: Eukaryota; Metazoa; Arthropoda; Insecta; Hemiptera; Aphididae. The coding region runs from base 1 to 1206 and encodes 401 amino acids. Gene Ontology annotation, biological process: BMP signaling pathway; SMAD protein signal transduction. Gene Ontology annotation, molecular function: growth factor activity; cytokine activity. The record is from RefSeq and is a predicted model, not a curated record. The transcript is spliced from 7 exons.
AUGGAUAAUGGAUAUGGAUUCCAGUCAAAGGGGUCAUCUGAACUUCGACUAAAAAAUGGUACUCAUGAAGGAGUUUGCAUAGUAUACCCUGAUACAAGACGUGUCACUAACAAUACUAGCCGUCCGACGGACCAGUUUAGACGUGCUGCUAACAAAAAUACGAUGUUUACUAUAUUGUUAUUGUUGGCUAUGCUACACACCGGAUUAUCGGCCAUCGGUGGAUACGAAGAAGUGGACAAAAAUUUGCUUAUGAAACUAGGUUUAAGCCAAAGACCUGCGGUAGAUGAAAACAUAAAGAUACCGUCUGUCGCUAUGGAUCUGUUUAAUUCAACAUCAGCACAAAAAAUGACAACACAUUUUCCUCUGUCUGGGCCGGCUCCAAUUAAAGCAAAGUCUAAGAAAUAUAGACUACAGUUCGAUAUAGAUUCGAUACCGAAACAAUACCGGGUUAAAGCUGCUGAAGUUCAUUUUACAAUGAAAUACGAUCAAAUACUACGGAAUGGAGAGAUAAUUCAUGUGGUUUUACAUGAUAUAGUAAAACCUGGCGUGAAGGGCCUAUCAAAACCUAUUCUCAGAAUUGUCGGUUCAAAAUCGAUUAAUGUAUCAACAAUUUCGGAGACCGAAAGUUUUGAUGUUACACCAUUUAUAGAAAGACUGUCGAAGAACAAUUUCAAAGAAAACCAUGGUAUGCUAGUACAAUGCGUCACGGAGUCUGGUAGUCACACACAUUUGCUGAGCGUGUUUGAUUUUGUAUCACCUGACAAUACAUUACUAUUUAUCUACACCGAUGACGGAACAAGCCAGAAGAGCACGCCGGAACAGAUGACGCGACGGAGGAAAAGAUCGGUUGACCCUCUGACAGUACCGCAUAGUAAUGCGGAAAGGAAGGUCAAGAUCUGCCAGCGGUAUCCGAUGUACGUAGAUUUCAAGGAGAUCGGGUUCGACAGUUGGAUCGAGGCACCGGGUGGGUACAACGCGUUCUACUGUGAGGGAGUGUGUAAGUUCCCGUUGGCGAGUCACCUCAACGCGUCCAACCACGCGGUAGCGCAGGCGCGGUUAAACGCAAUCAAUUCGGCAUUAGUUCCCCUCGCGUGCUGCGUUCCGACCAAGCUCAGUACGCAGUCGUUGCUUUACAAAGACGACGAUGGAAGGUUGGUGAUGAAAACCUUCCAAGGGAUGACCGUGGACGAAUGCGGAUGUAGAUGAGAGCAUGCAACGGCGAUGGUAUUGAGUGGAAGUUAUUAGAUUAUAUUGUCUUAGCUAUAUAGUCAAAUCAGGUAUUUUAUUAUAAAUGUCUAGGCAAAUAUUCGGAGAAUUUAAUUUGUAUGCGAUUUUACUAACCGCCGGGACAAAUGCCUAGUUAUUUAAAUAAAUGCCCGGACGUUCAACUAAAUGCCUAUUUCAA